CUGUCAUACGCCGAAUCCCAGUUUCAGACGACUCUUUGACUAAGUCCACAGAAGAUGUCAACCUACCGAGCUGAUCUGAAGGAAACCUUCCACUGCUGCAAGACCGGGGACUUGGCCAGGCUACAGUUCCUUGUCGAGACAAAAGAAGUCGAUGUGAACAGCCGAGAUAAUUGGGACAGUACCUUGCUGUACUACGCUUGUCUCUGUGGUCAAAAGGAAGUGGUGAAUUACUUGCUGGAUAAUGGAGCCUUGUGUGAAGCCAAGACAUUCGAUGGGGAGCGUUGCUUGUAUGGCGCCCUCACUGACGAAAUAAGAGAUAUACUGAAAGCACGGAAGGCUGUCACAACAGGGAAAGCACGCAGGGACGGCUACCAAGAAUUUCUAAGAAGGGUUCUUGAAGGGAAUUGCUAUGAAGACAUUUGCUUCGUGGUCCACGAGGAGACAUUCCCAGCCCAUCGGUGUAUCCUUCACGCUAGAAGUCCCUACUUUGCUGAUAUGUUAGAGACAAAAUGGCAGUAUAAGAGUACCAUUCACAUCAAGCAUACUGUGGUACGACCCCAAGCAUUUACAGCUAUCUUGCAGUACAUCUAUACAGGCUACUUGGAGGUCCAUUUGGAUUUGUACGAAGACUGUGUAAGAUUUGCCAAACAAUGCCAAAUGCCUGAGCUCAUUAUGCAGCUAGAAACCAGCCUGCGCACCAUCAUGCAAUAUGUCCCUAGUAAGCCAGGCAUCCAUGUAUCCAUGGUGACGGUCGUACCACAGCAAGGCUCUACAUUUUUGCAAGAUCAGUUGCAAUUUCUUGCAGACUUUGCAGUUCCACAGAAUCUUUGUCAGUUUUAUGGGCCCGGUAUUUUACCCUUCUGUGGUGAGGACCAGGAUCAGCCACCGUUUGCUGAUGUUUGUUUCUCAGUUAUGGAUCAGCUCUUCUUUUGCCACAAGGUGUUCUUCUGUGGUCGUAGCGAGUAUUUCAGAGCCUUACUCUCCGAUCACUUCUCAGAGAUUGCUCAAGAUAAUCACUACUCGUUACCCACCAUCACACUACAUGACAUCUCACCGCAGAUCUUCGCUAAAGUUGUCUAUUACAUGUACACAGAGAAAGUCCAGUUGACAGAAGACACAAGUUACGAUGUUCUAUGCAUAGCCGAUCUAUACCUCCUACCUGGUCUGAAGCUAGUCUGUGCUAAUGAGAUUUACAGGCAUCUAACAGCGGAUAAUGUCGUCUCGGUGCUGAGAGUAUCCAGAAUGUUCAAUCUAACCAAACUGGAAGAUCAGUGCACCGAGUACAUCGCUAAGAACUUAGACAAGAUCAUCGAGUCAGAAGAGUUUGAGAAAAUAAUCUUGGAGGACGCAGCGGAGAUCAAAGACAGACAGGAGACGGAUUCUAUCAUUAUCAUCGAUGAGAUCCGACAUCACAUCUCAAGAUUAGUGCAGACGUUUAGCGAGGUGUCUGAGGCACAGCACUCAUUACAUAUGAUUGAUCUACUAUUACUGAGGCUUGGAUUGGACUGCUAGAGGUUUGGGAUAACAAUCAAAUAAACUCAGACAGAAAGAGUUCACUGGGGCGACUUCAAAUUGUUUUGUUUUUUAAGCAAGACGCCAAACACAGAAGGGUUGAAGUCCACUUCAAGAUGUGGACUACAAAUUAACUAUCUUUAGCAGGGGCCAUUGCAACCUACUCCUGGGGCUGAAACAGGUUACCCCCUUGACAGUCAAUACGGAUUUUGGGUAUCAUUCAUCAGAAGCCUGGCCGGUAGAGCACAAAGGACCUCCCCAACAAGUGUCUUGCUUAAGAACACAAGUGUCGCGGCCGGGACUUGAACCCACAUUCUGCUGAUAUACUGUGACAAUGCACUCAUUUUGCAUCCAAUAUUUGGAUAUGCUACGGCAUAUUUGUUCUGUUUUAUGUGUACAAAUUCUAUGUUUACCUAUUUAUGCUGAAUUUAAUAUUUUGAUAUAUGGAAAAUUAUCAAAGAAUUGUAAUCUAGAGUGUCCUGAAAAUUAUAGGAGCAUCUUACUUAACUACGAUAAGUAAUACAAAUUAAUAUUUUGUACAUGUAUAUGUAUAUAUAUAUAUAUAUCAAAAACUCAGAAGUACAUAUAACUGAAGUACAUGUAACUGUACUUUAUCUUAUUUACGGUUGAACAAAGAAAAUUGACACGAGUGGGACUCGAACUAAC
Molecule: messenger RNA, 2178 nt
Organism: Asterias rubens (European starfish)
Lineage: Eukaryota; Metazoa; Echinodermata; Asteroidea; Forcipulatida; Asteriidae
Product: ankyrin repeat and BTB/POZ domain-containing protein 1-like
Exons: 12
Coding region: 55-1512 (485 amino acids)
Cellular component (GO): cytoplasm; ubiquitin ligase complex
Molecular function (GO): protein binding
Source: RefSeq, a predicted model, not a curated record